GUCGAACAAUCACUGUGCCAGUAUUGUUAUGGUUAUUGUCUACGAACAAAAUGUAUACCGGACUGGUGAAGUUUAACCCAAGAUGGCCUCCAUGUAUUCGCAUAUUUCUUUAAGUUCUCAGGGAGUUAAAUACUGUUGCCCUGUAAAAUUAUUUUGUUUUACUAAAGCGUAAAAGAACCCUGGAACAAAGAGUAUGGUUUAUGAAUUUGUGGCAUGUACACGUGUGACUGGAAGUAGAUAGUGCACGUUUCGUUGAAAGUGAAAGGAAAGUUUAUUAGACAUGUGUAAUUUGCCAUGUCUAAUGUAAAUUAAGGUAUUGACACAGAACAAAUAACAUUUCAUAAUGCAGACUAUAAAGUGUGUAGUGGUGGGGGAUGGUGCAGUUGGUAAGACUUGUCUGCUCAUCUCUUACACCACCAACAAGUUUCCUUCGGAGUAUGUGCCUACGGUAUUUGAUAAUUAUGCAGUUACAGUCAUGAUUGGUGGGGAACCUUAUACACUUGGACUUUUUGACACUGCCGGUCAAGAAGAUUAUGAUCGACUGCGUCCCCUUAGUUAUCCACAGACGGAUGUGUUCCUUGUGUGUUUCUCUGUUGUAUCGCCAUCUUCUUUUGAGAAUGUUAAAGAAAAGUGGGUCCCAGAAAUUACACAUCACUGUCAGAAAACACCAUUUCUAUUAGUGGGGACACAGAUUGAUUUACGAGAUGAUGCUGCGACUAUAGAGAAGUUGGCCAAGAACAAACAGAAGCCUAUCACAUUUGAACAAGGAGAGAAGCUUGCAAAAGAGCUGAAGGCUGUCAAAUAUGUAGAGUGCUCAGCAUUAACACAGAAAGGAUUGAAGAAUGUUUUUGAUGAAGCAAUUCUGGCUGCAUUAGAGCCCCCAGAGCCAGUAAAGAGGAGAAAGUGUAUCAUCUUGUAAACCAUUCUGUUAGCAGCAAAUCAAGAUAACAAAGUAAAUGGAUUGGUUUUUGAUGCCUUGUUCAUCAUUAUAUACUAACCAACUUGUGAAUAUGCGCAUUGGCAGAGAAGAACAAGACUAUGGAGGUAUUUUUUUAAGGGAUUCUCUAGUUUUGGAAUCCAGCAUAACAAGGAAGCACAAAGGAGGGUGAGCAGAGUAUUCUGAAACCAAUAAAAGAGUAGCUUUGAAAAGUGUGACCAUUGUCUGGAUGUAUUGCAACAAUUCCAUGUUGGGAGGGGUAAUAUUUAUCACAUCUGUUUGAGGGGAGGUGUACUGUUAUAUGUGCCAUUGCCAUAUUCCUUACUGUUUCAAACACCUCACAUUUAAGAAUGCAAUGUUUACACUUCUGUGUGUUUCCUUGGUUUUAUGAAAGUGGGGUCAUUUGCUUGUCCAGUACCUUCAUUCCUAAUGGCAAGAUCAUACUUACAGAGAAAAUUUAUGCAGUAUUGCAGUUAUUGUCCAUAAAUUUGAAAGUAAUUUUUAUAUAGCUUUUGUUUUGCAACAGUUUCUUUGUGUGUGGUUCGGAAUUCUGUAGGUGACGUGAGUGGGCUGGUGAUGUUUUUUAAGGUUUUGCGUGUGUGUAGCUUUGUUCUUGUUGUCUCCAUUGACAAGAAGAGUUGGAGCUUUCCAAAUUCUUCAGAAGACAUUUGUCACACACCGCUUUUGCAUCCACAUGGAUUUCCUCUUGCCAGUAGGAGCUGGUACGAGUGAUGAUACAGAAAGGGAGAGGUUGUAUAAAAUUUUGUCACGUAAAUCAUUUAACCCAUUUUGGGUACCGUAAUCCUUCCUUAUUGAACACAACUAAUGAUAUAUUAUUGUAAUAAUGAUUAUAGGUCCCUAGAGAAGUAAUUUAAUUCUGGGUCAGUUUUGUAUGCUGUAUGUAUGUGUGUGACUGUGUGAGUGAUAUUAACUGGUGGAUUCACUUUGAAAUUGCUACCAGUAUUGUGAGAAGGGCAUACCCCUUCAUCUCUGGGAACAUAUAUAUGUCUCACCUGAAAAGCAAUGAAAAUUGAUGCAUGAUUUUGUUUUUGAGCUUAAUUUAAUAUACAUCGGAGUUUAUAAAUAUUCAUGAAUAAAUUAACAAGGAGUAAGUUUUUGCAUAAUGUAAAGUGUGUUACCAUCCAUUAGUUCCUGAUUUUGUUGGUUUUGGGCACAGCAGUAUUUACAGGCAGUGGUUCAGAGACUGGAUUAGUUAUAUAUUCAUUGAUUGGUUCCCCAGAUAAGCAUCGGAAUUGCCCCAUUCAUCAGAGUGCUGGUGCAUGUUGGAGUUCUCACAGUUUCUGAAUUACCAUAGUGGUGUAUGUUUCAGAAAGUUUUUCUUAGUCAAACAAGGAAAGAGCAUCAUACAUGUUGAUUCUUUGUGAUAAGAGAGAAUUCUAACUUGUUUGAUUGAAAAGCAAUGUACCCCAUGAUUUUACAGUAGUAAAAUCAUGCAAGGUGGCAGGGUGGCUUUUUGCAAGAGACAUUGAUACAUGAUCAGCUGAAUGUAAAGAAACACUUUAUAAAGUAAUUUAUCCAGUGUAUCUGAGCCUCCACGCUUUUUCAUAUAUUUCAGAUCUCAGUCAUCCACAUGUGUUUUAUGAAUGUAUUGCUGCCAGUCUCAGAACCAUUCCUUGAGAAGUUAGUGAGGUUUAAGUGUUUUACGUAAUGAAACUCAUUUACUGGUAUAGCAGUCACAUUUCUCCCUCAAAUAAAUGCAUUCUUGCAAGCAUUGAAAGUGUUUGUAUAUGUUCAGGCUUUAAAUUGAGCAGCUGUCAGGAAGUUUGUGACUUCAGUACACAGAAGAAAAGUUGUGUAAUUUGUUAUUUCAACCUUUCUCUUGUUUUGAAUGCAGGUCUUAUAACUUCAGCUGUCUCAGAGUAGAAAGUGAAUGUAUUUUGUAUACUGGGCACUCAAGAGCAUAAUAGAAUCUAUGAGAGCUUGAAUGCAAAAAAGGAUAAAAUUGCAUACUGGGGAACUUCAUGAUUUGUUCUUUUCAUCCAGUAAGAAAGCACUCACUACCCUAUCGAGGAAAGAAUACAAUGAGCUUAAUGUGCUUAAGUAGUUCGCCUUGAUGAUGAAACUCCUAGGUACAGUAGAUGGAAGCAGUGGUCAGUCUCAUGCUGUGGCAGUGUUUACCACCCAAUAAAGAGGAAGUAUGGAUAUACUUACCCUGUAGGGAACGGAAUUGCCCAUUCAUCAGGACCCCACCUAGUUUGAAAAUUGUUGCUUCUGGGGACUGUAAACAUUCAUUUUGUGACUUAGAUUUUCAGGUUAAACUUGAUUUCACAUUAAAGAAUGUCUAUAGAUCAGGCAGUGAGAAAAUAAGAUAUUGUGUGACACAGCUUAGAUGUUAAAUGCAGGAGUUAAAUAAUGGGCAUUGUAAUGCAACUGUACAGUUAAGUUGUCUGCAGGGACGAUAAUGAAAUAAAACUUACUUUCCCAAAAUUGCACAUGGAAAGUAGUACAUAAUUUUUGCUUCCAAAAUUUAUAAAAUAAUAGAAGUGUAGAUCAUAUCCCCUUCUCACAAGGAAAAUAUAUUAGUAUAUUUUUCCUUAGUGCAUUUAAUGACAGCAAUAAUUUAUUUUAAUGUAGUGUAAAUAAUGCUAGGUGUAUUGCUGUGCCAAGACAUUGGAUAUUGGAUUCUAUUAAGAAGGGAACCAAAGAACUGUGACUCCAAACAUGAAUUAUUCUUAAAUUAAAGGUGACCAAUUAAUUGGCAUUUACCAAAAUACGGAUUGGAAUGAAAGUAACUUGUAUUAGUUUUUAUGGUCUGGUACAGGGAUGUGCAACCUAUUGAAAAUGCAGAUCACAUUAAAGAAUACAGGACUGUCACAACACAAGGUAACAGUGUGUACCCAAAAGUUCAAAGAUUAUUGUAUUGAAAGAAACAAGGGAAAGAACAGCUGUUGAAAAUUGAAAUGUAUGUAUGACCUGAGCCUAUUAUAAAAACCAUUUCAUGCCAAGAAAACAUUAUUGUUGAGUUUAGGUUGCAUGUCCCUAGCCUAAGGUGUUUGUGCCAACCCUUCAGCUCUUUUCUUUGUAUUAUGUCUUAAAGUUGCAGUGUUUUGAUAUCAAAGUGAAAUCUCCUAAAUCAAUAAAAGAAGGUAUGCUUUCUCC
Cryptotermes secundus is the source of this 4057-nucleotide messenger RNA. RefSeq names its product cdc42 homolog (gene Cdc42). The record is from RefSeq and is a predicted model, not a curated record. The coding region runs from base 344 to 919 and encodes 191 amino acids. The transcript is spliced from 7 exons. Lineage: Eukaryota; Metazoa; Arthropoda; Insecta; Blattodea; Kalotermitidae. Gene Ontology annotation, biological process: small GTPase-mediated signal transduction. Gene Ontology annotation, molecular function: GTP binding; GTPase activity.